AUGUCUCAACAAACAAUGGCAUUUACAACAACAACUCUGAAAACAACUAUAGCCCUGUCAACAACUACAACUCAAUCUACAACCACAGAGCCACCAACAACUAUAACUAAGACAAACACCACAAUACAGCCUACAAAUACAGCCACUGCUUCACUAACAACAGGCCCCCCUACAACUACAACUCAACCAACAACAACACAGCCUUCAACACCUUCAAAUUCACAAGCAGCCAAAACCCAUUCUACAUUGACCACAACCCUACCUACAACAACCCCAGCUGAAACAACCACCUCAAUCCUGCCUACAAGUACAAGUCAUUUAACUGCUUUAGCCCCUCCUACAACAGCCACAACUAUACCUACAACUAAAUUUCAUCAGACAAACACAACAUCACCUGCAACUAUAUCUCAACAAACAAUGCCAUUUACAACAACAACUCUGAAAACAGCUAUAGCUCUGUCAACAACUACAGAGCCACCAACAACUACAACUAAGCCAAACACCACAACACAGCCUACAAAUACAGCUACUGUUUCAAUAACAACAGCCCCCCCUACAACUACAACUCAUCCAACAACAACCCAGCCUUCAACAGCUUCAACUUCACAAGCAACCAAAACCCAUUCUACAUUGACCACAACCCUACCUACAACAACCCCAACUGAAACAACCACCACAAUCCUGCCUACAAGUGCAACUCAUUUAACUACUUCAGACCCUCCUACAACAACCACAACUCUACCAACAACUCUGAAAACAGCUAUAGCUCUGUCAACAACUACAACUCAGUUUACAACCACAGAGCCACCAACAACUACAACUAAGACAAACACCACAACACAGCCUACAAAUACAACCACUGUUUCAAUAACAACAACCCCCCCUACAACUACAACUCAUCCAACAACAACCCAGCCUUCAACAGCUUCAACUUCACAAGCAACCAAAACUCAUUCUACACUGACAACAACUAUACCUACAACAACCCCAACUGAAACAACCACCACAAUCCUGCCUACAAGUACAACUCAUUUAACUACUUUAGCCCUGCCUACAACAACCACAACUCUACCUACAACUACAUUUCAACAGACAAACACAACAUCAUCUGCAACUAUAUCUCAACAAACAAUGCAAUUUACAACAACUCUGCAAACAACUAUAGCCCCGUCAAAAAUGACAACUUUAACUACAACUCAGACAACAACCACAACACAGCCUACUACUAAAACCACUGCCUUAACAACAGCUCCUCCUACAACUACAACUCAACCAACAACAACCCGGCCAUCAUCAACUUCAACUCUACAAGCAACCACAAACCCUCCUACAACAACCACCACAAUCCUGCCUACAAGCACAACUCAACCAACAACACCAUUUACAACUACAACUCUGCAAAUAUCUACAGCUCUACCUAGAAAUAUAACUCAAUCUACAACCACAGAGCCACCAACAACUACAACUCUGUCAACAACCACAACACAGCCUACUACUAAAUCCACUGCCUUAACAACAGCCCCCCAUUCAACUACAACAAUCACAACCCUACCUACAACAAUCCCUUCUGAAACAAAUGCCACAGCCCCUCAUAUAACAAUCACAACUCUACCUACAACCAUAUUUCAUCAGACAACCACAACAUCACCUGCAACUAUAUCUCAACAAACAAUGCCAUUUACAACAGCAACUCUGAAAACAGCUAUAGCACUGUCAACAACUACAACUCAAUCUACAACCACAGAGCCACCAACAACUACAACUAAGCCAAACACCACAAUACAGCCUACAAAUACAGCCACUGCUUCACUAACAACAGGCCCCCCUACAACUACAACUCAACCAACAACAACCCAGCCUUCAACAGCUUUAAAUUCACAAGCAACCAAAACCCCUUCUACAUUGACCACAACCCUACCUACAACAACCCCAUCUGAACCAAUCAACACAAUCCUGCCUACAAGUACAACUAAUUUAACCGCUUCAGCCCCUCCUACAACAACCACAACUCUACCUACAACUAAAUUUCAACAGACAAACACAACUGCACCUACAACUAUAUCUCAACAAACAAUCCAAUUUACAACAACUCUGCAAACAACUAUAGCCCCAUCUACAACUACAACUCAGACAACCACCACAACACAGCCUACUACUAAAACCACUGCCUUAACAACAGCUCCUCCUACAACUACAACUCAACCAACAACAACCCGGCCAUCAUCAACUUCAACUCUACAAGCAACCACAAACCCUCCUACAACAACCACCACAAUCCUGCCUACAAGCACAACUCAACCAACAACACCAUUUACAACUACAACUCUGCAAAUAUCUACAGCUCUACCUACAAAUAUAACUCAAUCUACAACCACAGAGCCACCAACAACUACAACUCUGUCAACAACCACAACACAGCCUACUACUAAAUCCACUGCCUUAACAACAGCCCCCCAUUCAACUACAACAAUCACAACCCUACCUACAACAAUCCCUUCUGAAACAAAUGCCACAGCCCCUCAUAUAACAAUCACAACUCUACCUACAACCAUAUUUCAUCAGACAACCACAACAUCACCUGCAACUAUAUCUCAACAAACAAUGCCAUUUACAACAGCAACUCUGAAAACAGCUAUAGCACUGUCAACAACUACAACUCAAUCUACAACCACAGAGCCACCAACAACUACAACUAAGCCAAACACCACAAUACAGCCUACAAAUACAGCCACUGCUUCACUAACAACAGGCCCCCCUACAACUACAACUCAACCAACAACAACCCAGCCUUCAACAGCUUUAAAUUCACAAGCAACCAAAACCCCUUCUACAUUGACCACAACCCUACCUACAACAACCCCAUCUGAACCAAUCAACACAAUCCUGCCUACAAGUACAACUAAUUUAACCGCUUCAGCCCCUCCUACAACAACCACAACUCUACCUACAACUAAAUUUCAACAGACAAACACAACUGCACCUACAACUAUAUCUCAACAAACAAUCCAAUUUACAACAACUCUGCAAACAACUAUAGCCCCAUCUACAACUACAACUCAGACAACCACCACAACACAGCCUACUACUAAAACCACUGCCUUAACAACAGCUCCUCCUACAACUACAACUCAACCAACAACAACCCGGCCAUCAUCAACUUCAACUCUACAAGCAACCACAAACCCUCCUACAACAACCACCACAAUCCUGCCUACAAGCACAACUCAACCAACAACACCAUUUACAACUACAACUCUGCAAAUAUCUACAGCUCUACCUACAAAUAUAACUCAAUCUACAACCACAGAGCCACCAACAACUACAACUCUGUCAACAACCACAACACAGCCUACUACUAAAUCCACUGCCUUAACAACAGCCCCCCAUUCAACUACAACAAUCACAACCCUACCUACAACAAUCCCUUCUGAAACAAAUGCCACAGCCCCUCAUAUAACAAUCACAACUCUACCUACAACCAUAUUUCAUCAGACAACCACAACAUCACCUGCAACUAUAUCUCAACAAACAAUGCCAUUUACAACAGCAACUCUGAAAACAGCUAUAGCACUGUCAACAACUACAACUCAAUCUACAACCACAGAGCCACCAACAACUACAACUAAGCCAAACACCACAAUACAGCCUACAAAUACAGCCACUGCUUCACUAACAGCAGGCCCCCCUACAACUACAACUCAACCAACAACAACCCAGCCUUCAACAGCUUCAAAUUCACAAGCAACCAAAACCCCUUCUACAUUGACCACAACCCUACCUACAACAACCCCAUCUGAACCAAUCAACACAAUCCUGCCUACAAGUACAACUAAUUUAACCGCUUCAGCCCCUCCUACAACAACCACAACUCUACCUACAACUACAUUUCAACAAACAAUCCAAUUUACAACAACUCUGCAAACAACUAUAGCCCCAUCUACAACUACAACUCAGACAACCACCACAACACAGCCUACUACUAAAACCACUGCCUUAACAACAGCUCCACCUUCAACUACAACUAAACCAACAACAACACAGCCUUCAACAGCUUCAACUCUACAAGCAACCACAACCCCUCCUACAACAACCACCACAAUCCUGCCUACAAGCAUAACUCAACCAACAACACCAUUUACAACUACAACUCUGCAAACAACUACAGCCCUAUCUACAAAUAUAACUCAAUCUACAACCACAGAGCCACCAACAACUACAACUCAGCCAUCAACCACAACACAGCCUACUACUAAAUCCACUGCCUUAACAAUAGCUCCUCCUACAACUAUAACUCAACCAACAACAACCCAGCCUUUAACUACUUCAACCACAAUCCCUCCUACAAUAACCACAGCCCUACCUACAACAACUCAAUUUAAAACAACCACCACCAUCCUUUUUACAAGUACAACUCAGUCAACAACUACAACCACAAUCCAGCCUACAAAUAUUGUCCUUGUUAGGUUUUCCAGCAAUGAAGAUUUUGAUCUUAAACUUUUAAACACGUCUUCAGAUGUUUUUAAAAGACGAGAAAAAAGAGUCCAAGAUGAGUUUGUGCCAAUCUUUAACAAAGCAUUCAGCUCCUUCAUUGGAUUGACAGUAAUUCGGUUCAGUGCUGGAUCAGUCAUCACAGAUAUGAAUUUACAAUUUGGCAAAUUACCAAGUGAUGCAGAAAUCAAAACCAUUAUUUUCACUGCUAACACCACUUUAAACAUCACCAGUGUAGUGGUAAGGCCGAAUCCUGACUCUACAACGACUACCAAACCCAAAACAACUACAACCAAACCCACAACAACUACAACCAAACCCACUACAACUACAACCAAACCCACUACAACUACAACUAAACCCACAACAACUACAACCAAACCCACUACAACUACAACCAAACCCACAACAACUACAACUAAACCAACUACAACUACAACCAAACCCAAACCCAAACCCACAACAACUAUAACCAAACCCACAACAACUACAACCAAACCCACAACAACUACAACCAAACCCACUACAACUACAACCACAAGACCACUACGCCCUCCUCCAACUGUAGUCUUAGAAGUCAUCAUUAUAAUACAGUUUAUUAAAAACUAUGAAGACCCGAAAUCUCCAGAAUUUAAGGAUCUAGCAAAAAAAGUUGAGACUGGGUGUAAUAUAAUCUAUAGAAAAAGGUUUGGAACUCUUUUCAUCAGGACCAUUGUGAUUUCUUUCAGACGUGCUACCAGAAUCCGAGCGGCAGACAAUGUGGAUGUGGAGCUCGAGUUAGUGUUUAACCAAACCUCCACUGAACCCAUCCCAAGUAACAAUGACAUUGUCACUACUCUACAAACAGCAGUUACAGCUCAAGACCCCAGCUUAAACAUCUCUUUUGUUGCCAGCUCUAUUGUUGUUGUCAGAGAACUUCAGAAGAUCCCAGUGACUAUCUCCACAAAUGGCACCUUUGUGGCUGCUCUCUCAAAUUCAACUUCAACUGAAUUUCAAAACAGAGCACUGGUUAUAAAAACAGCACUUGAACCUUUUUUCAUCGCUGAUUACCCUUCAUCAUUCAGCACUUUAACCUUAACAAGCUUCAGUGAUGCCACUAAAUUGAAGAGUGUGCCCACGAUUCAAAACUCCAUGGACCUCUCAUUUGUGGCGAACUCCACUCUACCCAACAGUACACAGUUAGUGAGAACUAUAGUCCGAGCAGCCAACAGCUCAUUGCCCUUCCAGAUCUUCACUUCUCAAAUUGUGAUAAAUGGCACAGCAUUUUCAUCCAGUGAGGUCACCAGCAGGAUCAGUGUGUCGACUGCGUCAAUCCUGGUUGCCGUGUCAAUUCUGGCCUCAUGGUUUGAUUGAUCAAAGCCAUAUAUGUGCUUCGACAUUACUGACUCUGACAGGUCUGCCUUUCAUACCUGCUCACAUGAAGGAAUCAUGAAGCUACUGAAUGAGUCGUAUUCUACUGCCUCUUACAUAUUUUACAUAAUCUUGCUGAAAAAGAAUCCUUGAAGCUACGAUGGAUUUCAUUUCAGCUCUGGCUCCAUACAUGCCGGCACACAUAAAUGGAAUAUCCAACAUGAUGGAACUAUCCCAGAAAUGUUCUACUUUACAAGGACCAAGGAUGUUUAUACAGUAAAUACAAAUCUGAAGUAUGCAGAAAUACAUAUUCAAUUUGAGCACUGAUUCUAGAGACAUGGGAUCAAACAUUUCCUACAACUUGCCAUUAUAUUUUAAAAUUGCUACAUUUCCCCUGUAAAUCAAAUUUGAUCAAAUUUAUGACAUUAUCAACCAUUACCCCUAAACCCACCUAUCCUUAGGCCAUAACUCAAUACUUAAUAAAAAUGAAUAUAUAUAUAUAUAUAUAUAUAUAUAUAUAUAUAUAUAUAUAUAUAUAUAGUCAACACUGUCAGAUAUUUAUGAUAUUUUUUGAGUGCUCAUUUUUCAAAGUCUGGUGAGUCUUAACCAUGAUAUGUCAACUCCGCCACCAAAACUGAAAAGAUAUUGUUAGGGAUUUUUAAAUCAUUUCCCUCAUUUAAAUAGGAAAUGUUAUUAGUAGCUAGCAACACCAGAAAAAUAAAAUGGCUAAUGCAUUUUACACGUGUGAUGUGCAAAAUAUGAUUUUUGACAAUUCAAUAGACUGGUGCCAAAAGCAGCUCAGAUUGAUACAUUUUUAAACACAGGUUGUACAGGUCCAUCCAAAACAAUUCCUUAAUGCAGUUUUUUUCUUCUUCUUCAAUUUUGUCACCAGUUGUGUCACAGUACACAAGAAUCAGCGCUAGAAGAAAAAGUAAUGUCACUUUUAAUGUCACUUGAAUCAUUUAAAUUAGGGAAGAGGCUGUGCCUCCCCUCCUGGCCCAUACACACAUAUUUGUAAUGUUUUUCAAAUGCAACACACACAAGCCAGCUUUGUAAUGGAAAACAUUCAAGGUGUUGUAUUUAUGCUUGAUGACUCUGAAGAGUCUGGGACGAGCUUUGAGAAGAUAAAAGAUUAAUUAUUUCAACCAUGAAACCUGUAGAACAACUCAGAAGAAAUAAAGUUAGUCAAAGGAUAUGACAUCAGAAAAGUCUGGAGUGAAAAAAAGAUGGUCUGGCAAUAUUACAAAUCAACAAAACAACCUGUUUUGACUUGUUAUUCAUCUUGACAACAAUAGACCAGAUUAGGCUCAUUAGUUAGAUACAUAAUUUUGACAAAUCUAAAUUCUUCAACAAUUGUCUGGCUAAAAUCAUCCCCAUCCAUAAAUUACUUAAAUGAGUUAUUUAAAUGUAUAUAUUUAAUUGAUGUGUUUAUCCAUAGCGGCGUACAGUGCAUUUAACAUCUACAUCAGCUGAUGUUUCCUGAGAAUCAAACCUGUGAUGUUGACACUUAUUUAUUUUCAGAUUCUGAAAAAGUAGCAAUCUAUUACAAAUUAUAUUGUUGUUAAACUCUUUUUCUGAUGCUAAUUUAAUCCUAAACUCAGGGCUUUCCUUUGAAUUCAAAAUAUAUUGUUGGUUGAUGUAUUUCACGCUAUUUCACGUAAACAACAUAAUGGGCCCUUUUGCAUUCAAGAGAAAUGUAUGAUCACGAGAUAGUAAGACUAAGUCUCAUGUUAGAUUAUUAUUUAUAUAUACUGUAUAUAUAUAUAUAUAUAUAUAUAUAUAUAUAUAUAUAUAUAUAUAUAUAUAUAUAUAUAUAUAUAUAUUUGUAGUGGGAGUUUGUGGUAAAUACAAAUAAUCAUUAACCUGCAAUUUUCAGUCAUCGUGUUAUAUUAUACAGUCAUGGAAAAAGUAAAAUAUAGAACUCUUCUGGUCUGGAAAUCAAUAAAAUCUUAAAAAAAUCAA
Molecule: messenger RNA, 7800 nt
Organism: Myxocyprinus asiaticus (Chinese sucker)
Lineage: Eukaryota; Metazoa; Chordata; Actinopteri; Cypriniformes; Catostomidae
Product: mucin-2-like
Exons: 10
Coding region: 1-5841 (1946 amino acids)
Source: RefSeq, a predicted model, not a curated record